Molecule: messenger RNA, 3536 nt
Organism: Drosophila ananassae
Lineage: Eukaryota; Metazoa; Arthropoda; Insecta; Diptera; Drosophilidae
Product: serine/threonine-protein kinase spk-1
Exons: 4
Coding region: 428-3358 (976 amino acids)
Biological process (GO): spliceosomal complex assembly; regulation of mRNA processing; protein phosphorylation
Molecular function (GO): protein kinase activity; ATP binding
Source: RefSeq, a predicted model, not a curated record
GGCUCUCGUUUUCGUUGAAACAUUUGGCCAGAAAAUAUUUUGACGGCAACAUUCGAACAGCUCCCAAAAAUUCCCAAAACAAAAAAUAGAAAAAUAUAUAUUAUAUAUUAUAUAUUUACAAAAGAAGGACAAAGACAUUUGCCACUUCCGUCGAGACGUUUGGAUGGUGCAUAUAUGUAUAGAUGUAUAUAUAUUUUGUAAACAAAAUAAUAAUAAUUCGUAAUAAUAAUUGAAUGAAACCGAUGAACAAAACAGCUACCUCCUUCCUUUAUUUGCUUCGCUCCACUUCGAACCGGACAGUGGUCCACAUAAAGCUCCUCCAUCAUCACAUACGAUUCCGUUCAUUGCCACUUUGGAUCCCGGUGGCGGCCACAUUAUCCAUAGAAAGGUCUAACAACUCCAGGACGAUACCAUCCGAGGUAGUUCAAUGUCGGAUGAAGUAGAAUAUGUGGACGACGAGCUGGAGGACGCGGAUGAGGAUAAAAAGUAUCGCAAGUAUCCCACCAUCAAGCGUAUAGAUGACCAGGAUCUGAAUAGUGUUAGGGAUACCGCUGGGUAUAGGGAUGCCCCAUCAUCUCCAGAGAUUAAGUCGGUUUGCGGUCCAUCGCUCGAUUCGGAAUCCGUUCCGUAUGUGGAGACAUCGGCGAGUGUCUCCGAAAUGAAGCAGCUCUGCCAAUCGGUGGACCAGCACCUGGUCGAGCUUCAGCAGAAGUUCCAGAGCGUCUACAAUCUCAACGGCAACAAGAAGUACGGCGUGGAGAACGCCGAGGAGCCGAUGAGCUCCAAUCAAAAACUGGAGACCACCCGGAAGAUGAGGAAGCCACUGCCCAAGGACUCGGUGGAGAACGCUUCGAUAUCGCCACGACUCCCUGACGACGAGGACGAGGAGGAUGAGGACGAUGAGGAAGAUGAGGACGAGGACGAUGACGACGACGACGACGACGACGAUGAGUCAAGUAGCUCUGAUUCUGGCUCCGGCUCCGGGUCCGAUCACAUCGAUCCUGAAUACGGACAGAACAACGGGAUGGAGGAGAGCCUGGCGGAGUAUCGGGUGGGGGGCUAUCAUCCAGUGGCCGUCGGCGAUAUCUUUCAGAAUCGUUACUAUGCCAUCCACAAGCUCGGCUGGGGCCACUUCUCGACGGUGUGGCUCUGCUACGACAGCCGGACGGAGCAGUACUGCGCCAUCAAGGUCGUCAAGUCGGCGGAGCACUACACGGAUACGGCACGCGACGAGAUCCGGCUGCUCCGCACAGUGGCGGAGUCCGAGUGGCAUCCGUUGCGCAAUCGAUUGGUCGACUUCCGGGACUACUUCUACAUGAGCGGCCUGAACGGCACCCAUCUGUGUCUGGUGUUCGAGGUGCUGGGCGAUAAUCUGCUCACACUGAUCCAGCGAUCCCGCUACCAGGGACUGCCACUGUGCAACGUCAAGCAGAUAGCGCUGCAGGUGCUCGAGGGUCUCUGCUUCCUGCACACCCAGUGCCGGAUCAUACACACCGAUCUGAAGCCGGAGAAUGUCCUGCUGGUGGCGGACGACGUGGCGAUCCGGGCUCAGGCCAAUCAAGCGGCUAGUGCCUUUCUGCAGGCUCAUUCCCAUCUCUCCAGGAGUGGCGCAAACAGUAGCAUCAGUAGCGGCUUGUCUACAGCGCUCCGGUCCACCUGCCCCCCAUCGCAGGAGGAGGUGGGCGGUGAUCGCUGCGGUCAGGCGGCCCACACUCCAGUCCCCCAUCCAGACCAGUCGCCCCUCUCCCAGGGCAAGAUUCCAUGUACAUCCGGUCCAAGUCCCAUACCACCAGUCCAUGGCUCCAACCAAAACCAGUCGUCCAAUGACGCCAAGCUGACCAAGACGGCCAAGCGGCGAAUGAGGGCGCGCGCCAAGCGCAGUGUCACCUUCUUCCAGCAGCACCGUCAGUGGCUGCGCCAGCGCGCCGUAGAGGAUCUCCUGGGACUGGCGGAACGGGGUUUGCUUACCUCGACCACUGCCGCCAUGGGUGUGACCGGGAAACUGCCGUUUAUGCCCUUCACCUUUGACGGCCUGGUGAUCCUCGACGAGUCGGACAUCGUCCAGCUGGAGCGGGUGGCCCUGAUCGAACGGGUGGGCGAUAUGCCCACCGCCUCGCACAAGCGAACACUCGACUCGCCCAUCAAGGGCACCAAUCCGGGCUCUCCGAAGCUAUCCAAACGUCGCCGGCAAGCGGAGAACUCGCCCAGGAGUGGCAACGGAAACGCAAAGCUGAAUCUCGCCCAGAAACAGCACAUCUGCAAGCAUCUGGACAGGAGCUCCACUGCUCUGAAACUGCUCAUCAACAGCCCGGAAAAGUUUAUGCGCUACGUCCAGAAGAAGGUGGCCGAGUCGGAUAGGGCGGCCCAGGCGCGCCAGCCGGUGGCCAGGAAACAGCGGAGCGGUACCGUCAAGAAGACCAAACAAGGCUCCAAGAAGAAGAGCCCCUGUGCAACGGGAGGAUCCUGCUGCAGUGCCAACGUGUCCGGUGGAUGUGUUCAGGCCAAGGAGCAGUUUAGACCCUUGCCCAACCUGGACAUCAACUCCCGCAACGAUCCGGCGACGCAACAGUGCAAGGUGAGCGUAAAGAUAGCCGACAUGGGGAAUGGGUGUUGGUUCCAUCAUCACUUCACCGACGACAUCCAGACGCGAGAGUACCGGGCCGUGGAGGUGAUCCUGGGAGCGGGCUACAACGAAACGGCCGACAUCUGGAGCGCAGCCUGUCUGUUCUGGGAACUGGCCACGGGCGACUAUCUGUUCGAUCCGCAGGUGGACCGCGGCAAGGCCAGCCAGGACGAGGCGCACAUCGCCAACAUCAUCGAGACUUGUGGUCCGAUACCCCGGGAGCUGAUCGAUCAUGGGGACUACUCGUCGGACAUCUUCAAGCCGAACGGCCAGCUGAGGAACAUCAACAACCUUCAGUCGCGUCCUCUGGCCAAUGUCCUGAUGAAUCACUAUCGCUGGGCGCGCAAGGACGCCGUGGAGUUUGUGGCCUUUUUGGAGCCGAUGCUUCAGACCGAUCCGAGUCGCAGGGUCUCCGCCUUGGACGCCAUGCUCCAUAGUUGGUUGCGCGUAGACGGGGAUGAGCGUGAGGAUCGGGACGGUGACAGGGAUGGGGAUAGGGACAGGGAGCAGCGGGAUCGUGAUCGGGAUCGGGAGCGCGAGCGGGAUAGGGAUAGGGAUCGAGAGCGCGAACUGGAUCGGGGUAAUGAUCAUAAUCACAAUCACAAUCAUAACGAACUUACGGCAGCUGGCGGGACAAAAAGCAUUGGUGGUGGCGGCGGGGGUGGAGGAACUCCACGAUACUCUAAAUCAGAUCCGGGAACAUUCAACGGCGACAUGGGUGCGCAAGAGUCGUAAUUUUUUACGAAAGACAGUCUUGGCGUCGCCCUCCCCCCUCCACGGGGAAAAAUCCACGGGAAAUAUACUUUAUUAUUUAAAGAUCGCAUCACCUCCAUAUAAGUGUCCAUCUGUAAAUGUAAUUAAGCAGGCCGAUGUAGGUUGACAUUUCAAAUUCAAAUAAAGUGCGCCUGCAGUA